Molecule: messenger RNA, 7106 nt
Organism: Prunus dulcis (almond)
Lineage: Eukaryota; Viridiplantae; Streptophyta; Magnoliopsida; Rosales; Rosaceae
Product: separase-like
Biological process (GO): proteolysis; meiotic chromosome separation
Cellular component (GO): mitotic spindle; centrosome; cytoplasm
Molecular function (GO): cysteine-type endopeptidase activity
Source: RefSeq, a predicted model, not a curated record
AAAAAAAAAUCUCCAAAUCCCUCUCUCUCUAAACUCUCGUCACCGCCAUGGACGAGACCUCCAUCAUUUCGAAGCUUGAAACCUCCUGCUCCAGCGGCCUUCAUCCCCUCGUCUCCGACUACCUUCAGCCAUUUACCCAACUCCAGAAUCCCAAGAAAACCAAAAAAUCAACCAAAUCCCAAGACCAGCAAACCCUUCUCCGCUCGCUUGCUAAGAAGUUCCUCCCCUUCAUCAACCGCACGCUAUCCCUUCUCCCCAAACGCCUCGCCGGUUUCUCCAAGUUAGAUGACGAAUUUACCCUGGAACUCUUCGAUAUUUACAGGCUUUGCCUCGAUUGCCUGGACUCCUUGUCCUCUGUGUUGUCCGGUACGCCCUACUCGUUUAACCUCCAGAGGGUUCGGAUGGUGACAUGCCUCGAGGCAUGUGGGCGGUACAAGGAUGCAGAGAGCGAGGGGUUUAGGGUUUUGGAGAGCCUUAAGGCGAUUGAAUUUGGGUCGAACACACGGGUCAAAUCGGACCGCAGAUUUGUGCCAGACGUGGAGAAGGGGAGCGGUGAUAAGGAUUUGGGGUCUUUAGUCGGAGGAAUUGUGGUGACGCUUGUGAGAUGUGCGGGCAUGAAUCAAAGUAAGGAUAGUGAGGUGUAUAGGAGGGUUCUUUGUUUGGUUGAGGAGGUCAUGCCGUGGUUCAGGGUAUUAGACGCAAACACAUAUGAGAAGUUGCACAGGAUGCUUGUGUCCUCUCUGAGUAAAUGUACUCAAUUUUUAGUUGGGGAGCUAUCAUCAUUUGAGGGAGAUCUUGUGAAAAUGUUCUGCCUUGUAACCAUGACUGAGUAUGCCAAGUCAUCAAUGAAAGAUCAAAUUUUCAAGUUUGCUCAUCGGAUCUGUUCAUCUUUAUUUUUGUUUCAAAAGGAUAGAUGCUUGCUCAUUGACAUAUUAUUUUGCUUGUUGGACUCCCUUGUUCUCGAAUGUAAGGUUGAAGUGGAAAAUACAGGAAAAGAGUUUGUUGAACUUAUUGCUUAUUGUGCCAAGAAAUGUCGAACUACAAAUACAAAUCUUUGCAGUAUUAUUGGGUCCCAUUUAAAUGAAUUAGCGGGUGAUUUCCAUCAGGUUAGAACACCUUUUCAUUUGAUUCUGAGGCUUUAUGCCUCUGGAUUGCACUUUUUUGAUCGCAGUAUGAAGUCAAAAGCUGGUGAUCUUCGAUCCUCUGGAGGUGCAAUUAGAAUUUUGCAUGAUGAUGGGGAUGCAAUGAAUCGCUUGUCUGAUUUGCUUAGUUUGUUGAGAAGUUAUUUCCAAAUUGGCCACAAUGAAGACACUGUAUUAUCCAAUUUGCAGUUGAUUUCGAAGAGUGCAGCCUCCAUGAGUCAACUUCAGAGGGAUAGAAAGGACUAUAUUCUGUCUUACUUUAACGCAUUGAAAUUCUUAUGCCAGCCACUUACGGAGUUAGUAAAUUCAGGAAAGAAAGAGAUUCUUACUGAUAACGAAGCUGCUUCUGUUUCUACUGAACUGUGUGAUAUCCAGAGUGCUUUCCAUCAGUUUUAUGAUGUUUUCGUUUUUUUUCAAACGUGCAGAUGUACAUAUGAGGUGGAUAGAGAUGUAUUUGACGACAGAGAUAUAUUUGAUGACAACAGCAUCAUUGGUGUUGCUUUGGCUUCUUUUACCCUCUCCAUCAGAACAAAGCUUAACAUACAGAAGAGUGUGCAAAUACUUGAAAAUGUCAUCACCAGUGACUGGAUUCAACCUAAUGGUCUGAAGCAUCUAUAUGUCUCUCUCUACAAUACUGGUGUACUUUUCUACCGAAACAAGGAAUUAAAAGAGGCAUCAGAGGCAUUGAAGUUUUGUUGUAAAGCAUCAUGGACUUGUGUUAUACGUGUUUGUGAUAUGUUUGUACACAAACUAAAGGUGCCCCAGGUUGAUCUGUCGGAAGAUGCUAUUGUAGAUUUCUUUGAUGAGUGCUGUAAGAGAAGUGCCUUUCUUUUGGAUGUUCUUAAUCAAUUGCAAAGUCACGAUGUGAAAAGAACUAUAUUAGAGGGCUUUGAAAAUUGGUCUAUUGCUGCAAAUUUGUUUCAGAGGCUGCCAGGUCCGUUGUCUUUGGUGAAGCAGUGGGUUAAGAUGGAAUGUAAACGUUACAAGAAUGUGGAUGUUGAGGAUGAUGCUCCUACCUUAUACAGUUUGCUAUCAUCUUCUAAGAAAGUAACAAAGAAGACAAUCGAAAUUGUCUUGGAGCAGGAACUUCUUGCUUAUGAGGAAAUGAAUGAUGUGAACCCUGAGUUUUGUCAGAAAAUGCAAAUGAAAAUUAUAGAUAUCCUNNACGUGCAUGUCACACCAGAUAGUUGCUUACAAAAAUCAAGAAUUUUAUUGAGAAAGGGAAGAGCAUUAAGGCUUUCUGGCAUCAGCGGUCUGAAGGGCUGUAUUCAGUGUUUAUCAGAUGCAAUAUCUUCACUUAAUGAGAUGUAUGAUGAAACCUAUAUCCAUGAAAUUUCUCCUUGCCAUCAAUUAGCUGUGGCAUAUUGCUUACGCGCACUUUGUACCCAAGAAGCUGAACCCAACUCGAAGCAAGUGCUUGAAGAUAUCAGUUCUGCCAUUAAUUUAUGGUUGGGCAUUUCUACUCGAAAUAAUUGUUCUCCAGAUGACAAGUGCUCUAUGGUGUCAGAAAAUAUUAUGUUGCUGCUUUACAAUGCUAUUGAUUUGUUAUCCAUCAAGGGUUGCAUGGACUUUCACAAUGAUAUACAUAGGCUCAUGAUUAGAUUAUUUAAAUGGAGGGAUGUCCCAUUAGAGAAGUGUGUGGCCAGAUUGUGGGAAUGUAGAAGGAUUAGCCAUGGCCUUUGUGCUUCACCUGUGAAUGAGGCAUUCAUCAUGAACUUAUCAGAUCAUUGUGGUGAAAAUUCAAAGUCUAUUGAGUUUUGGGUAGAUUGCCUGAAAGGAUCCAAACCACUUCUAUUAGCGUUCCAAUAUAAUUUAUCAUCUGUGUCUCCAAACUUUCCUCGGGGCUCAUGCAAUUAUGAAAGCUCAUUUCGAUCAGAUAUCACAAUUGAUGAAGUUAAGGAAGCUGCUUUUGAACUUAUUUCAAGUGUUCCUGUAUCGAGUUCGUCUGCUUACAUAGCUGGAUAUCUCUACUAUGAUUUAUGCGAAAGACUUGUUUCAAAUGGAAGGUUAAUUGAGGCUCUGUCAUAUGCAAAGGAAGCUUACCAGUUGCGUGCUAAACUAUUUAGAGAGAAAUUUAUGUACUCUUCUGAACAGUCCAAAACGUGCAAUGAAGCUGGGGGUAGCGGUGAGAAAUUAACAUAUCAUAUUCAGGAUAUGCAUAUGCACAUAUCAGUUGCUAGUGAAUUUUGGUCCUUUGAUGCUAGCCUAUGUGACUUGGAACGUUGUUAUCUGAGUCCAUGGAAUGUGCUUCAAUGUUAUCUUGAAAGCACUCUUCAGGUAGGCGUUAUCCAUGAAAUAAUUGGAAACAGAGCUGGGGCUGAAGGUUUUCUACAAUUGGGAAAAGCUAUUUCCUGCUCACAAAGCUUGCCACUAUUUAUAAUUGUUUUUUCUACUGUAUUGGGAAAGCUGUACCACAAGCAGCAGCUUUGGGAUUUUGCAGAAAAGGAACUUCAAAGUACAAAGCAAUAUUUGGGGGCUAGUAGCACAGAUAUUUCUUGCUUGAAGUGCAGAUUAAUGCUGGAAGCAACUGUGAAUCAGAAUCUUGGUGAUUUAUUCCAAAGCAUGUUUUAUAACACAAGGAAUACAUCUUUAGAUAAAUUAUCUCUUGCUGAAAACCUGUACAAAUCGGCAAUAGCGAAGCUUAAUCUUUCUGAGUGGAAAAAUUUGGUUAGUUGUCCUGAAGAAGGCUGUGUUGAAAGCACAAGGCUUCGAAAAACUAUUCUUAAAGAUGUUGGAUCUUGUGCUAGCAGUACAUUUACACAUUCUGAAGAAAAUCAGGUGGAUAUUGGGAAACCCACUAGGGAGGGGCUGAAAGGCAAGAAGGAAGUUAAGAAGUGUAAAAAGACUAACAAUGCACCAAAACCGGUGGUGAAGGAUCAAGAUGCAAUACCUGAGUAUAACUUGAGGUCAACUCGGUCAAGAUAUCAAUCUUCUCAGAACCAAAGUAUAAGUGGUAAUGGAGUUGUCCAAGUUGGUCAUUCAAAACAAUUGAAAAGCAAUAGCAAGUCUGAUUGUCCUGAUACUUUUAGGAAGAGGGAAUUUCUUUUGGAUUUAAAAAGUUGUGAGGUUGCUUUUGGGUGUGAUGUAACAUGCAUUUGCAACAAAAUGAGUUGUUGGCAGUGUCUUCCUGUGGAAGUUUUGGAUUCUGGGUUAGUUAAAAAUUUAGUUGAUUUGAAGUGGGAGUUUGUCCGCAGGCGCCUGUCACUCAGGCUUCUCACAGGAUUAGGAAAAUGCUUGGAGAGUCGUGGUCAGAUUCAUGAAACACAUGAAAUUACGUUGCAAACCGUAUCAAUCUUGGUCAGCCGAAACGCAUUUUGUCUUAUUAUCUCAUCUGUUUCAUUGACAUCCUUUCUCAAUUUAAUGGGAAAGGAGAUCCCAGGGGAUGUCUUCAGUGUUGAACGGGCAGAAGUACUGUUGAAUAUAAGUUGGUUGUCUUUGAAGAGCUACUGUUCUAAGGAAACCAGGAUUAUUUGCUCCGAUCUGCCUCGUAUUGAGCUUCCAAAACUAGUGUCUUGGUUGAUGCUAGCCUUUGUUCUCUGCCGUGACGUUCCUGUACUUUUUCAGAAGGUUUCCAGAUUGCUUGCUGCUAUAUUUUUACUUUCUGCCUCUAGUGAGCGUUUUUCUUUGUCAUCUUCUUCGAAAACUCUCUGCGAAAACCAUUGGGCUUCUUAUUUUCAUCAAGCUUCACUUGGCACUCAUCUUAGUUACCAAUUUUUCACAAAUGGAUCUGACAUAUGUAACGUUCAACACCUUGUAAAUGCUGAGGUUACUGGCUCAACUUGCAUGGGAUCAGGAAAAAAAAAAUUACUCAGGCUUGCACCUGAGUCUAUUCAAGAACUUGAAGAAUUUGUAACAAUAUUUUUUGCCGGCCUUCCUUGCACAACAAUCAUCUGUAUAAGCUUGCUUGCAGGCCCUUAUGUUAGUUUGUUAGAAGAACUAUUCCCCGUUCCUUCUUGUGUUCAUGCAUGGAUUCUGGUAUCACGCCUGAACUCUGAGAGUCAACCUAUCGUUAUGCUUCUGCCAGUGGAUUCAGUAUUAGAAGGUUCUGCAGAAGAUUCAGAUGAUGUUGCGAAUUCUGGUUCUGGUAGUUUUUCUGAAAGAAAGGAUACUGGAAAGCGUUGGCACUGUCCAUGGGGUUUCACUGUGGUUGACAAGGUAGCUCCAGAAUUUAGGUUGAUAUUGGAGGAGAGUUUUUCGUCAGCUUCAUUAAUUUUUGAAGAAGAUACAAAAAACGCUUGGACAUUCUGGUGGAUGUGGAGACAGAAGCUUGAUCUUCGCCUUGGUAAAUUGCUGAAGAACUUAGAAGAUUCAUGGUUUGGUCCUUGGAGGUGUGUGCUUCUGGGAGAAUGGUCAAACUGCAAGCAGCUGGACUUGGUACAUAAGAAGCUGGUGCGGGAUUUGAAAUCUAAGUGCAAAGUGGACAUAGAUGAGAGUCUUCUCAAAGUCAUUCUUGGGGGUUCCAAAGAUGCCUUUGAAGGAGGUGCAUAUGUUUCACAGCUCUGUUUUAAGAAAGGUUGCUAUAUUGGUAAAGCUGGAUGUUCUGAGGAAGAGAAGUGUUUGAUAUCACCUGAUGAAUCUAAUGGUAUUGGGAAACAGUCCGAGUUGGCCUUCCGACUAAUACAUGAAGCAGUAAAUGAGCUUGAAGGGCUAUGUUCUGUAAAUAGAGAGCCAAUAAUUCUAGUACUGGACUUCGAGGUUCAGAUGCUUCCUUGGGAGAAUUUACCAAUACUAAGAAACAAGGAGGUUUAUCGCAUGCCUUCUGUUGGGAGCAUCUCUUCAACACUGGAGAAGAACUACCACCAUCAAGAUCAAGUCGCGAAUAAUAUUACUGCAUUCCCUUUGAUAGAUCCAUUGGAUUCAUUUUAUCUCCUGAACCCCAGUGGUGAUCUUGGUACCACGCAAAUCGAAUUUGAGAAGUGGUUUAGAGAUCAAAAUUUGGAGGGGAAAGCUGGAUGUGCACCCCCAGCUGAAGAAUUGGCAGUGGCCUUGAAAAGCCAUGAUCUCUUUAUAUAUUUUGGCCAUGGAAGUGGGGUACAAUAUAUACCUAUGCAUCAAAUUCAGAGACUGGAAAACUGUGCCGCUACUCUCCUGAUGGGAUGUAGUAGUGGUUCCCUGAAACUGAAUGGGUGUUAUAUUCCACAUGGUCCCCCACUGUCUUAUCUGCUAGCUGGUUCUCCUGUCAUUGUUGCAAACUUAUGGGAAGUGACGGACAAGGAUAUUAACCGAUUUGCGAAGGCCAUGCUUGACGGUUGGCUAAAAGAACGAUGGAGUCCCUCUGAGGGCUGUGUCCAAUGCAAAGUAGCAGAAGAAUUUGAAGCCAUGAGCAUUAGGGGCCGCAAAGGUAAUGCCAAGAAGAAAGUAUCAAAGAAGAAAUUGCCUGAAGCUUGCGAGAGCAGCGAUCCCCCAAUUAAGAUUUCUUGUGAUCAUAAGCCGAAGAUUGGAUCAUUCAUGAGUCAAGCUCGCGAAGCUUGCAGUCUUCCUUUCUUGACUGGAGCAUCACCAGUAUGUUAUGGUGUUCCAACAGGCAUAAGGAAAAAAGAUUUGUAGCACCAUCAUGUGGAAAUGUGGCAUGCUCUCCAAGUUCAUCAAUUUUGGUUUUUAAGUUUCUAGUCUCCAAUUUUGGCAAACCAAUUGUUGGAAACCUUUGGUCCGUGUUCUAGCAAGAACCAACAAACAUGUUGAUGUUCGCUAAGUUCCUGAAGUUUCCCACAUUUUAUUCCAUGUAAUGUGGCUUUUUUUUUUUGGCCACUUAUAGCGUAGUUUGGGAAUGCAGGUUAAAUGUGCAAUGUAAAUGGAUAAUGGAAACUGUAUAUAAUUUUUCUUUCUUAGUGCCAUUAGUUGUAUUGUACAAAUAUUAGACCACUGAUAGAGAAAUGAUCAUUGUUAAUUCAACAAUUUCCACUGCUACAUCAGAUGCAGUAACUUGUAGAAAGUCUUUACCCUAUUUUAUUGGUUUUUAUGAUA